CUUACUACUGCGGCUAUUGAAUCCUGUACGACCAUCCGGUUUUUGGCCCCACGAUUCGCAUUGCGAUCAGAGGAAGAUAUGCACUAAAACUAUACAAACUAUUAUAAUAUAGGCAAAUUGACAGCUUGCGGUGCGGUACAGUGUUAGUGGCUUCGAUGUAAUGGUAUUGACCUAAAUAGUGUACCAUUCACAACUAAGUUACUUAUCUACGUUUUAGUAUCUAUAAGGGUUGGAAAGGGUUCUUGCUUGUCGCGAGUGUAUGUUAAGGUUACCGUGAGCGUAAGGUUGUGGUGCAGCAGUACAAUAACACGGGACAAGUUGGCGCAUUGUUCGUUAGGAAAGCGCGGACGCCGAAAGGAACAUUUUCUCUUCCAGGAGUUGUUCCUUUCUUAGAAUAUGAUAGGUUUAAGCCGCCGUGGGGUUAAUGCAGGACCACCAUUGAGCUUGGCAUCUACACUGGAGGACGCUACGAAUAAUUGGAAAGGAACUCCCACGGGACCUUCCGAUCCCUCCCAGCAAGGCCCGGGCGGGGCUGGUGGUCCUGGUGGCCCAGGUGGCGCAGGAGGUGGUGGCCCCGUCGGCCCUGCAGGGCCCGGAGUGCCCGGGGGUCAAGGUGGUGGAGUAAACAAUUUCGGUGGUCCUGGAGGAGCCAACAAUUUCGGUGGCCCUGUGUUUCCUGCAGCUGGCCAAGGUUCCCCUGCAGGUGGAUCUGCAGCAAACAGCUAUCAAAAUGUUCCACCCGGUGCCGGUUCCAAUACCCCGCAGUAUACAGCUUCUCCUGCACCAUCUGGAUCAUCGACACCGGGACCUGGCCCCCCACAGAACGUUGGCUCCGGGUUCCCUCCACCGAAUGCCGGCGGACCUUACAAUGGUCCUGGUGGUGGUGGCCCUGUUGCCGUAGGUCCGUUCAGCUCACCGUCCGCUAAUGGUCCACAGUUCGGACGGCCGGGUAGUUCAGGCUCAGCCUUCGGUAGUGGACCCCAUUUUACGUCGCCUGGAGGUCCGGGAUCAUUCGGAGGCCCACAGUUUGGAAUGCCUCCGGGAUCGCCUUUCGGGCAUGGGCCAAAUGGACCUAGCAUGGGUGGACCGAUGGGACAAGGACACAUGAUGGGCGGACCACAGCCCGUUGACCGCAUGGAUCAAAGUCAAUUGAACGUUCCCAGAAGACAUGCAUACUUCGGACAACCUGAUUAUAGAAUGUACGAGCUAAACAAACGUCUACAACAAAGAACUGAAGAAAGUGAUAACUGUUGGUGGGAUUCGUUCGCGAACGAGUUUUUCGAAGAUGAUGCAACACUGACUCUAACCUUUUGCUUAGAGGAUGGACCAAAAAGAUAUACUAUAGGACGCACACUAAUUCCACGUUAUUUUCGAAGUAUCUUCGAGGGUGGCGUAUCGGAACUGUACUUUAAUUUGCGACACUCGAAAGAGUCCUUCCACAACACUUCGAUCACGCUGGACUGCGAUCAGUGUACGAUGGAGACAGUUCAUGGGAAACCUAUUUACACCAAGGUACUCACCGAAGGUCGUCUUAUACUAGAGUUUACGUUUGAUGAUCUAAUGCGGAUAAAAUCGUGGCACAUGGCAGUGCGGACCCACCGCGAACUCAUACCGCGAUCGGUGAUCGCACUACACAGUCCCCAACCGGACCCGGUCAUGAUAGAGCAGUUGUCGAAGAAUAUUACUAGACAAGGAAUUACCAACUCCACAUUAAACUAUCUGCGCUUGUGUGUGAUAUUAGAACCUAUGCAGGAAUUAAUGUCCAGACAUAAAGCCUACGCACUGAGCCCCCGAGAUUGCCUGAAAACGACAUUGUUCCAAAAAUGGCAACGGAUGGUCGCACCGCCGGGUAAGAAAGGAGAUGCCCAACGACCGGCCAACAAACGGAGGAAACGUAAGGGGUCCAGCUCAGGUGCUGGAGCAGGUAACGCUGGUCCACAGGUGCCCAGCAAAAAGCGCUCUCCGGGCCCAAAUUUUUCGCUGGCGUCUCAGGUAGAUGUCAUGGUGGUCGGUGAACCGUCUCUUAUGGGGGGUGAGUUUGGCGAUGAAGACGAGCGACUUAUAACACGGCUGGAAAAUACGCAGUACGAUGCGGCUAACUCCCUCGAACACGAUGGCCACAAUGCAUUCGGCGGCGGCCACAAUGACGGCCCAAUGGCUGGUGGCCCAAACUCAUGGCAGGUGGAUCGGGGUGGUGGCCCGAACAACAACACCGGUCCAACCAACCAGGAUGUGGACAAGAAAAGCCCUUCCGUAUCUCAGUGACAAAUGUAAAGCGCAACGCACCAUCUCGCCAGCGUGCAUUCGGUCAGUAUGACUGAAACAAAGCUCUGGUAAACGGUGCGUUGGGUACAACGUGCAGCGACAACAACUAAAGACGGAAACUUAAACCGUCUUCCAAAAGAUCAACAGAAGAGCGCUGAGCUCUUGUGAUUCGCGCGGCACCAGGUUUGUGGAAGUCGAAAAUCAUCAAAAGUCGGAAUAAUCCUCAAUCACCUACAACCAGGUCCUCGGUGCAACAGAAGUAUUCUGCCCCGCUGUCUUCUGCUACAUUAAACAAAGCACUUGCGCAUCGGAUGAAAAGAAAGUAAUUUUGGAAUUUAAAAAUGAUAUUGUAUUAUAUUCGAGAGUAUGUGGAUUCAAGGAGUAUAAAAGCUCUUGAAAUGCGAUUUGGCGGACAGAAGCGCACUGCAGUGAGAUUGAAAAGUGCGGAAUGUGUGCGUAUGUGCGAGUGGACAAGAAAAGAAGAGUUUGAGUACUCCGAGAGACAUUUUCUUUAAUUGCUUAAAUAAGAUUUGCUUGAACCAAUGAGAAUUUUCCCUUUUUGAAUUCAUUUGAACUUCGAACAAGCACUUUUUGUUGGGUUAUGAUUUUUGUAUUUUGUUCAAAUUGGUAACCAACUGCAGACGUGAUCUACUGUUUAGUGAACGAGCCAACACUUAUUACGGAUUACGGAACACGAGCGACAAAUGGUACCAAAUAAAUAAGAUUGGAGAACGGUUUCUUUUUGUUACGAAUCAAUCAACAGAUUCGGUAUUGGUCACAUUGUAUCCAUUUAGCCUUACUUUGGAUAUUCCAGGUUUUGUUUAAAAAUGCCUCAUGCUUUGUUACUCGUCAUUCACACAAAUCAGUCCGGGCGACUCACCGGGUUUAGUAACGGAAUUGACAGCUUUUAAUUUUGAAAUUUUAAUUUUCGACCUAAUUAAGCAAUAUGCAUCUAAACACACCGUUUCACGAGUAUUGUUCGAAUGUGGCCAUGCCGUUUGGUAGAGCUGAGAGUACGUUUUAUUCGAGUUUAAAAUGACAGAUGCAGAUGAAUACCAAGUUCGCGUACACUGUAUGGGGAUGCAAACAUACGGAACACGCGAAUAUUUGAUGAAUAACUUAUUUAAUCUAUAAUACAGCUACAAUUCAGUGUACAUAAUAAUGGACGGGAAAUGGCAGAAAACGUUACAACAAAGUGGGGCGAAGCUAUAAAAACCCCGGGAACAGUGUUGGGUUAGAUACGUCAAUACCGCGGCGCUAUUGUGUAAAAUAGAAACAAGUGGACUCUACCACUUAUAGUAAAUAGUUGUCUUGCCAAAUAGGCUUAGACUCUCUCCAUGGUGGGCAUGUCUGAUUAAGAACUUAGAGGAAAGGUAAAAGUAUGUUAUUUUUUACCUCCACUGGGCAGUGAGAUGCGGAAACAAAAACUGUAGUUAAGUGUGAACUAAAACGAAAGGGUACGGAAAACAAGCAUGAACGAUAUAGAGAAUCUCUUUUUAAAAGAAAACUGGAUGAUCGACAAAAUGUCUGCUUUGUGAAUAGUGCGCAUAGAUAAGUAGGCGUUUGAGAGGAAAGCAAAUACCUGCGCAAACACACACAAGCGUUGUCCGAGAAUGUAUAAUUAUGCAAGUAAAAACAAUAGGAAACAAUCUCCAGCACUCCAUUAUGCGUUCAGUUUUCAAACAACCAUUGUUGAACGGGUUUUUUUUUAAAUAUAUUGUUGAGAGGAAACCAGUAUAAAUUUUCUUGAAUCGCUAGCGUCCAAACGAACCAUGGGUUUUCCAUGGUCCGUAUGUUCAUCGCAUGUCGUUCAAGCAUCGUGUAUUUUGUUACCAACACAUGGCUGAACGUAUGGCUAAAAGGACGAAGUAAUUUAUACCUCAUCCUGCGAGAGAUAAGUUCCAUUCGGCGCAGAAAGGAAUCUUGAAAUGACAUGAACAGAAACGUGCGUGUGUAUGAUUAAGUUCAUCGGAAUUGUUUCAGAUCAGACACGGUGGUAUAGAAAUAAACUAAAUCCGAGCAUACAAAUGCAUACACGGUCUGCUAACUGCUUGUUCGGAUAUUCAGAGACUUUUGUUUGGAUUCGAACAAUGAACGGUUUAUUUCACGCACGAUGAAUGGCUGGUUGUUAAACGGAUAGUAUAACGCCGGUAUCUUUAGCAAUUUGAGGUUUUUUUUGUUCGAAUUGUUCGGAAAAAGAAAGCAUAACAAACACUAUCAGGAAAACGAUCAGACAGAAAAGGUGAUGGGUCAUACGCAUUACCAACCUAUGCUAAACAUGUUUCAGUGUAAAAAAUUGCGGCAAACGAGUAAGUAAAAGUUCACAACCCAGGGGAAGAAGGAAACAGUUUCAUCACCACCAUCACUCAACACUUUCCAUAUUUUAAUAUGUACGCGCACUAGUACUGCGUAGUAAUGGCGGAUGGAUGGCCACCUGGAGGUCGUCAAGAGUGUAAUUAAAAGUCACAAAAUUUAGGUUUUGUAUAGUGCAAAAACAAACUUUUUGCGAAAUUUUUAAAAUUAAAUUCAAACAAAAAAAUCGGUACGGUACGUUCGCGUGUCCUGCUUUUCGCAGUGGGUUAAGGUUGCAACAAACUAUAAAGGCUAGCAAGAAAUUGGGGAAUAUACAUAAUAUAAGUCGGCGCUUCGGGUAGCGCAGUUUAAGGCGAAAGCAAGAACCGAAGUUCCGUUCGGAGUAUUGCGAACAUCCGGCAAUGAAUCAUAUGUGUGGUGCGACGGCAAUGGCACAUAUAAAAAUAUUGUUUAGGAGAAAGUAAGAUUAGGCCGAGAAGACUAGAGGCCGCGCGUCUAAAUUGAUCCGAGAUGUAGGUGGGUAGGUGGUCAUCCGGGAGUGAAACUAUAAAGCUACGAUGUUUAUAGUUAUAAUGAAUUGAGAAGGGCAUUUGAAAGCACCUACUGAUCCGAUGAGAUGUCAUUGCAAAGGUAUAAGCGAUAUAACUGUAGUGAUCAUAGAAGGUAAUACAAAAUAAGAAGGUGCAACAUGGAAGAAAAUAAUCAGAAAAUCGCGAAAAACAUCCGCAUCGUCAGUAUUUGUUAAAUACACAAUCAUUAGACAGGAAAGAGUGAUCAUUAAGAAAAUUAUUUUUACGUGUAAAUCUCAUUAUUAUUGUAAUUAAAGAAAAAAUGGAUAACU
Messenger RNA from Anopheles cruzii, 5419 nucleotides. It is a transcript of the gene Chi, whose product is annotated as LIM domain-binding protein 2. NCBI's taxonomy places the organism in Eukaryota, Metazoa, Arthropoda, Insecta, Diptera, Culicidae. The record is from RefSeq and is a predicted model, not a curated record. Gene Ontology annotation, molecular function: LIM domain binding. The transcript is spliced from 9 exons. Gene Ontology annotation, biological process: negative regulation of transcription by RNA polymerase II; nervous system development; positive regulation of transcription by RNA polymerase II. Gene Ontology annotation, cellular component: transcription regulator complex; nucleus. The coding region runs from base 397 to 2265 and encodes 622 amino acids.